AUGCCAAACUGGCGUCUGAAGCUUAACGGGCGCGAGAACCAGGAUAUCCGGUUCUUGAUCCACAGCUGCCAGCGGUCGAUUGUCGCCAUUGGAGAAUGCUCGCGACCGCUGUUGGAUGAGAUACUCCCCCUCGCCUCCGAGCAUCCGUCCAUCCUCUCUGCGUUACUUGCGUAUUCCGCUCGCCUUCGCGUUUCAUCUGGGGAUGGUAGCGCAGCACGCACAGAAGGCUCCAAGAGGAAUGCGCUCGACCGCUACCAGGAGACAAUCACCAAGGUGCAAUCAAUUUUGUCUCGGCUCCAGUCGGAAAAUCCAGUCAACGACGGUGAUGUCAUGGAGGUGUUAGCUUCAUGUCUCCUGCUGACGCUGUUUGGAUUGCCCGAGCAAGUCCACAACUGGUCGGUGCAUGUGACUGGAAUGAUUGCCCUCGUGGAAUCACUGGACAUUGAGGGUUUUCGAUCUGUGCCGUUGGUGCGAUAUCUCCAGACAGUCGCGGCGCAUCUUGACAUCUCGGCCUUUGCUCUGAACAGGUCCGAGGCUAGCCAACACAAAUGGCUGGCUUGGGGAAUCUGUCCUUGGAGAAGCAGCACCUCAACGAUAGACGAGCCUACGGAGUUUACAACGUUUGAAAUUUCAUCCGGUUACCCGGAGACAUUGGUGACCGUGGUCGCUCUCAUUUCUGCUGUAAUUGAAGGCCAGAUCGACGAUUCUGUCGCGGCAUAUAUAAAUGAUAUCUAUCAAGGAAUACAUCCAGUUCAAGAACAACGGCUAGCUGAGUAUGGCUCCCCACAGCAGACGGAAUCCUACUGGACAUCGCGAAUGCAUGCGAUCAUUGCCGGAUGGGAGCCUCCAAUGGUGCCACCCCACAUAUCGAGCACACUGUCUCUGGCAUUGACAACUGCCUGGGAGACUAUUCGAAAGGCAGCACAUAUUUACCUCACUCGAGGCGGGUUUGCAACCAGCAUUUACAUCCCUGUAGCUCCUCGUCGACAGCGAGUUAAUCAAAGAUAUGUUCGCGAGAUGAUUGUCGGACUUCAGUCACUGAUCACACUGGCCGAAAAAAAGGGAAUUACGAUCGCGAACGCCAUGAUUUGGCCGAUGACCGUGAUCGGGAACGAGAUCUUCAAUGACUAUGCGCUGCAAGCGGAGCUUGUGAGUGAAUAA
Messenger RNA from Aspergillus oryzae RIB40, 1161 nucleotides. RefSeq lists its product as uncharacterized. The record is from RefSeq and is a predicted model, not a curated record. NCBI's taxonomy places the organism in Eukaryota, Fungi, Ascomycota, Eurotiomycetes, Eurotiales, Aspergillaceae. The transcript has 2 exons. Bases 1 to 1161 code for a protein of 386 amino acids.